AUGAGCGAGGGUAGCAGUCUUCGUGGAGCUUCUGCGAGCGUGGAAACCGCGGGGGCCUCGCAUAAGGACGCAAUUGCUGGCCCAAUAGAACCCCCGCCUUACUGCAUGUAUUCGAAAGGGGAAACGUCUUUGCUGAUUGUGGUAGUAUCGAUCGCGGCUUCUUUCUCAGGCUUUGCGUCGAAUAUUUACUUUCCCUCUAUCCCGACCAUUGCAGCCGAUCUAUCAGUGCCCGUUGAGCUCGUUAAUCUGACGGUCACUUCUUAUAUGGUAUUCCAAGGUCUUGCACCGACAUUUUGGGGUGCCCUGGCCGAUGCUCGGGGCCGCAGAAUCACCUACAUACUUACCUUUUUGGUGUUCUUUGCAGCGUGUGUCAGCUUGGCAAAAACCCGCAACUACGCUACUUUGAUCACCAUUCGAGCAUUGCAGAGCACAGGAAGUGCAAGCUCGAUUGCCUUGGGUGCGGGCGUCAUUGGGGACAUUACAACAAGAGCGGAGAGAGGUGGGUUCAUGGGAAUCUUUCAAGCGGGCAUGCUGGUGCCCGUAGCGAUCGGCCCUGUCAUUGGCGGUGGGCUAGCCUCAUCUCUGGGGUGGAGAUCGGUGUUUUGGUUCCUGGCAAUAUACGCCGGUGUUUUCCUUAUCGUGCUCACUCUGGUUUUACCUGAAUCGUUGAGAGCGUUAGUGGGCGAUGGCACACUACGCGUGGAGGGAUUCAUUAGUUACCCACUAGUGAUAUAUCAGCGCCGCUACAGGAAGCGUAAUCCGAAUUUCACUGCCCAAAACCGGUCCGAACUACCACCCAAAAAACCUAUCGACAUCUUGGGUUCUUUGCGUAUGCUCACUAACAAGCGGGCCAUCCUCGUUAUAUCUUUUCUCGCUAUAUACUACACUAUUUGGCAGAUGAGUAUAACCGUGCUUUCGUCCCUGCUGAAAACAACGUAUGGGCUCGACGAAACUCAAAUCGGGUUGACAUUUAUUGCCAACGGUGUCGGCUCCAUGGUGGGGUCCCUGCUGACAGGGAAGCUCUUGGACAUGGACUAUGCUCGAACAAAAACCAAAUACAAAGAUUGCGAAGAGGACAUUCCACUCGACUACGUACGGCUUCGCACGAUGUGGAUCUGGAGUGCCAUGCAGAUAAUUUCGGUUCUAGUGUUCGGCUGGAUGCUUGACAAGGGUAUUCACAUCGCCGUGCCCAUUGUCUGUACCUUUUUCACCGGUUGGGGAGCUAUGGGAAUCCAAAGUACGGUGUCGACUUAUAUGGUGGACUUAUUCCCCGAGGGGAGCGCAUCAGCAUCAGCUGCAGUAAAUUUGGCCAGGUGCUUACUGGGUGCUGGAGGAACCGCAGCAGCCAUGCCUAUCCUCAACGCCAUUGGCAUCGGCUGGGGAUUUACGAUGUUAGCAGCUAUCAUGUUGGCCGCCAUUGGGCUCAUUGUGGCCCAGAUGCAAUUGGGGCGUAAGUGGCGGGAGACUGAAAACAAUAAUCCCAUUGCCUGA
Molecule: messenger RNA, 1491 nt
Organism: Lachancea dasiensis
Lineage: Eukaryota; Fungi; Ascomycota; Saccharomycetes; Saccharomycetales; Saccharomycetaceae
Source: the annotation of a GenBank genome assembly